Molecule: messenger RNA, 5511 nt
Organism: Diaporthe amygdali
Lineage: Eukaryota; Fungi; Ascomycota; Sordariomycetes; Diaporthales; Diaporthaceae
Exons: 3
Coding region: 1-5511 (1836 amino acids)
Molecular function (GO): protein binding
Source: RefSeq, a predicted model, not a curated record
AUGGCUCUUUCCCCAGUCAGCACCGACGAGCGCAUAUGGCGCUUGCGACGAUUAGCUCAGGAGUACGACAUCGACGAACCUCCAGAGCCAACACCUUUAUAUAGACCGUCAGCUACCCCCUCGCCACUGACGCCAAACUUCAAGAACCCCGAUGAUGAGCACCGGGCGGACGACCUACUUAAGCGAAGGAGACAGGUAAACACUCAGGGAAAUGGUGAUGUCAAUGGAGGUGGAGGGAGCGUGAAGAAGCGGUCGUUCACGUUAACCCGAAAGGACAGCUUCACAUCCUCCAAGUUCGCAUCCAAGGAGAUCUUUGACGCACUAGAUGCUCAUGUCGCAAACGCUGGCGCGCCAGGGGUGGCGGAGGCACUGAUUCACAAGCUGCGCAUGGCAGGCGGGGACCUUAAUCGCGCAAACGCAAAGUCCAAGACACCUUUCAACCUUAGGAGGAGGAGCCUGGACGACCUGGGGCAGGAGCAAAGCCGGAUCCUGCAAAAGGCCGUUGAGAAUGGGCAAGAAGAUAUGGUCGCCGUCCUCGUCCCUCACGCCGAACCAGCAACUCUCGACGCGGCAUUGCCUCCAGCUAUGCGCAACGGAAAUCUUCGUAUCGUUGAGGCCCUCUUGAGGUAUGGGGCUAACGUGUCACAGACUCCGGAGGGACAGUUCCAGUUUCGGCAAAUGUGCAUUAAUGGUGGACAGGCCGAUAUGGUUGGUUUAAUCCUGCAGUCUGAUGGCAGACCUCCCCCAGACUGGGUUUCGGGGGCAAUGAUCGACGCAGCAAGGAAAGGUUGCGUGGGCACUGUUGCCCAGCUAAGUCGAUCCGUCGCAGAUGGCAGUUUCAAUGAUGGCGCGGCUCUUAAGGAGGCCAUAUCACAGUGCCGAGUCGACAUCGUCCUGGCAAUCAUCAUAGGCAACAAGCCUCCCAAUAAGCAGUGCCUCAAUGAGGCGUUCAUGAAGGUCGCCACACAUCCCGCGAUGAAUCCACCAGAAAAGAUUACCUUGACGGAUAUACUACUGCUAGCUGGCGCAGAGGGCGACGUGGUUUCGGCGGCGUUAGUUAAGGCCUGCAAAACCGAGUUCUACGAUAUGAUCGACCUCCUUAUCAGCAACGGCGCCUCUAUCGAGUUUGAGAACGCUAUGGUCGUGAAGAAUGCGAUUGAAAGUGGCAACAUCGGCCUGGUGCAGCUGCUGCUGAGCGACAGGGCAGUCUUGAGUCCCGUGCUCGCCGGUGAGCUCAUCGGGUGUAUAGGGAAACGCAUCAACCCGGAAGAUAGACGAAUUCUUCUCAGUACGCUACUCCGUAAAGGCGCCAAAGGUCCACCCCUUAAUGAGGCUCUGAUCAGGGCAGUGGAAGGCAGAGACACCGAGUGUGUCAAGCUCCUUCUAACGCCACACUUCGCUGGAUCGGGCAAGUUGAAGCCGAAAGCGAGCCACGAUCUCAAAACUGGCCCGCGCAGUAUGGUAUUCGAGCAUCAUGCAAUGGCGGAUGUGAAUUACAAGGGCGGCUUGGCACUCUCAAAGGCUGUCUCCGCUGGCAACCUUUCUAUGGUUGAGUACAUUCUUGCAGCAAAACCAAACAUCGAAACCCUCGUUGCGCAAGCCAUUGACGAGGCACCGCCCAGAAGAGACGAGCGCCUCAUUAAAAUUCUGCUUCAACACGAUGUUGAUGCGAACGUCAACGAUGGCGCACCGAUCAUAUCGGCCAUUGAACAUCUCGAUGCCGAUCUUUUGGAGGCUUUGCUGCGGAAACGACCAACGACCAAAAAUGCGGCGGUAGCACUUCAGAAAGCCAUGGCUGUGGAGGACAAGGGAAAACGAGCGCGGAUGGUGAGCUUGCUUCUUCGAGCUGGAGCAGAUGAAGCGACCAAGACGGUGGGCGAAUCUUUGAUGAAGGCAUUGCACGAGCAGCCGGUGGACACUCGAUUACUUGGUGCGAUUUUACAGCAGGGGAAUGCCGAUAUUAAUAUGGAUAACGGCGAUCCUGUUGUGUUGGCUGUUCGAGACGUGAACCCUCAGGUGCUCGAGCUCGUUUUACAAACAAACAGGGCCACACCAGAGACGUUCGAUCUUGCUGUGCAAGCCAUGGCCAACGUCCCUUCAAGUCAAGAGAAAGCAACCAAGUUAGAAUCGAUCGUGAAGCGUACAAAGCAGAAAGAGUCGCUAAACAGCCUUCUCGCCUACGAGGUUCAAUCUAUUCUCCAGUGCCCACCUCAAAAACGCACAUUGGUUGUGCUGCGGGCUCUUCUUGCCUUAGGAGUCGAUGUCAACACAAACAAAGCCGCGGCGCUCUGCUGUGCCGUGGCCGGCGCAGAUUCAAAGAUCACCGAUGUUCUCUUUGCGGCCAAGCCAAGCACAAAAUCACUGGCAGCGGCGAUGCCUUUCGCCUUCAAAAUCGCUGACCAAACUGAAAGACUCACUUUCAUCCAGAAGCUUCUGCAUGCCGGUGCCCCGGCGGUCGAGGCGAACAGGGCAUUAGUUCACGCCAUUGGAACGCACCCUGAUGAUACCGCCUUGAUCAAUACUCUCCUUGCCAGAGCGGACACUAGUGACGGAGAGGCCCUAAUGGUAGCCGUGCGGAAGGCGAACGUCCUUAUGGUGGAGAUGAUCAUAACCAGAGCCAAGAAGCACCCGGCAGCCAGACUGAAUGACGCCUUCGGCGAGGCAACCAAAAUCGAGAACAAGGUGAUUCGAAAAUCGAUUUGUGAGUUGCUUCUGAGGGCAGGCGCGACGGGCCAAGUUGUCUCUGAUGCUCUUCUUGCUGCCGCUGGCACAGGGGACCUGACCCUGGGAAAACUGCUCCUGGACCAUGGCGGUAGUGUAGACCAUCAGGAGGGCCAAGCUGUGGUCGAAGCGUGUCGAGCUGGAUCGCCAGAUGUCUUGAAGAUGCUUCUGUCUAGCAAGACCGCUGUGAAAAAGGAAACACUUGAGCGCGGCUUCCAAGCUGCCACGGAAGUGGGUGAUCUAAAUCAUCGUGCGGCCGUGUUCCAACUCCUCUUGGACAAGGGCGUCAACGGCGAAGUCCUCGAUGCACAACUCGUCUCUACAGUUCGGUUUGGAGAUGACGCUCUCAACCUAGUUCGUCUUCUCCUUAUGUAUGGUGCUAAGACCGACUAUAAUGGUGGCGAAGCAGUCUACAAUGCUACCAGAUGUGCAUUCCUGCCAAUACUCCAGGUGAUGCUCGGUGUCGAACCAGUGGGUGGAAAGCAAGUCAAACCGUCAAGCCAGACAUUGAUUCGCUCCCUGAAGGCCUCGUCAAACUUAAGUGGUGUCCCGAGAUACCAGGUCAUGAAGUGGCUCUUCCAUGCCGGCCUCCCUAUCGGCGACGAGGUACACAUCUCGCUCGAGAAAGCUGUCAACGAAGAGGAGCCAAAUAUUGAUUUGAUCAAGCUGCUCCUGCAGAACGGUGCAUCACCGCUCGCGAAUGGCUGCAAGACUCUGGUCGAUGCCACUCAGAAGUUACAUUUCGUGGUACUAGACCUGUUCUUGGAACUCGAAAUCUCACAAGAUGACAUCAGCUGGGUCUUUUUGCAGACUUUCUCGGCAGCUGAUGCAGACAAGUGGUUUACGGAUCCCGGCUUUCAAGUGGCGCAACGCCUCCUAGAGAAAGGUGCCCGAGGUGAUGGCCCUGCGGGUGCUCUCAUAGUCGCAAUUGACCACAUGGGUACCGACAAGGAUGAUCUUGCUCGGCAGUUUGUGGAUCUUCUCAUCGAAUACAACGCAGAUGUCAACCGAGAUCAAGGCGCUGCACUAAUCAAAGCUGCGAAGAGUGCGAAUGCUCACCUCAUGCGACAGGUGUUGCAGCAAAAGCCAAACUCGGAGUCAGUGUCCAUGGCUUUUCCAUAUGUCUUCGACCACGAGGUGCCCGAGGACCAAGCGUUGGAGCUCAUCUCCUUAUUCACGGAUUACUCCGACGGCGAAACACGCCUGGAUGCGAUGUUUGCCCAUCCAGAGGCCGAGCCUGUGGUAUUCAAGGCAAUCUCACGCUACCCUCGCUCAACUACGAUUGUUGAGACUCUGCUUGAUGCCGGGUAUUACCAUGACCAAAUGACAAAUGCACGGAUAUUGGACGAACUUGAAGAGGAGGAGCCGGUCAAUCUAUUGCUGUGGUGUCUCAUCCAACCGCAAAAGAAAGUUAGCAGUGGCAUCAUCAACAUGCUCAUCGACAGGGGUGCACGCGUCAACUUCGAGGCACGACUAUCGAAAACCACUCCCUUGAUGCUGGCGAUAAGAGAAAGAAGACAUGACAUCGUCAAGAAGCUCGUUUUUGCUGGUGCCGAGGUCGAUGUGGCCGACGUCACAGGCAACACGCCACUGACCCUGUCUACGCAGAUUGGAGGAGAUCUGGGGACAAUGAUGAUGCAGAAUAUCCUUGCUGCCGAACCAUCGCAAAACGACGGUUCGCUGCACAACGCCGCGAGGGAGCUCAACGUUCCAGCCAUGCAGGUUUUGGUGGACCACGGUCAUGAGAUCGACUUCCCGAGUCCAAUACACGGCGGCCGGACUGCUCUCGGUGAGCUUUGUCUCCAUGCAGCGGACGGCGGAGCCUUGACAGCGGCCCAGGAGAAGGCUAUGGAGAAGGCUAUGGGGUACCUUCUCAAGCAGGACACAGACCUCAGCCUAUUGUCAGAUGGAAAAUCGGUUCUGCUCCUUGCGAUGGAAUCGCUUGAACCCAUCAUAACUACAAGGGCCCUGCUGAAAGUCGGCAUGUGGAAACAUAUUAAUCGACAGUUCAACCACUUCACCGACAAUACAUGCACUUACUCGCCGACACAAUAUGCCAAGCGGGUGCUGCCGCAGACCGAUGUCACUGAGCAACUGCACAAACUUCUCAAAGCCAACCGGGGCCAAGACAUCUACUACGCGAAUGAAGGACCGCAACCGGAAGGCGCCAUAGGCCUACCGGACGAUAUAGUCCGUAUCGAGCGCGAGCGGAAGGCUCGGCUUGAACGGAUCCAGCUCGAAGCCGAAGACCACUCGCGAACCCUCUCGCGCACCAAGGAGGUCGCGGACAUCCAGAACCAAAUAUUCGCGCAGCGCGCCCAGCUGGAGGACACGCGAUCGCGGCAACAGCAGAACACGGAAAUCGAGGGCAUCCGCGAGAGAGCGCUUCUCGAGGAGGAGCUCUUCAACGAAGCGGUGCGGCGCCAGCGAGCCGAGAGAGCGGCCGCAAUGGAGCACCAGUCGUCCAUCACACAGGCAGAGAUCGAGCGCAAGCGGCUCGUGGCGGACACGGAGUUCGAGGCCGAGGGCCGCAGGCAGCUGCAGCUGCUCGAGUACGAGAAGCAGAUGGACGACACGAAGGAGGCCCACGCGCGCCAGAUGACCGCCAACCGGGUGGACGAGAGGGCGGCGAUUGACCGCAUGGACCGGGAGCACGACUCGCGGAUCAAGAACCGCAUCGCGCAGCAGAAGAAGCUCGUCGACAGCCAGAACCAGCUCGCCUCGAACCUGGGGAGCGUGGGAAUGCCCCAGAGGAGGCAGAUUGGGUACAUCUCGGGGGAGCUGGACUGA